AUGUCACUGGUGGCGGCGCGGUGCGGGUCGAACGCAUUGGAGUCGCCCUCGACGAUUCGAGCGCGCAGCACCCCGGGCCGAAGUCUGCAGUCCGCUUGUGCGGCGCCGCCGUCGCCGUCCUCUGCGUGGGUGCCAAACGGUGACGCACAGCAGCAGCAGCAGCAGCAAGAACCGUCGCUGCCGAACUCGUUAACGAAGCGCCCCACCCCACGCAACGCGGCACGUGACGGCGUCGCGAAUACCAGCACGGCCACACGUGUUCCGCCCAUGCAGGACUUGUCCCUCCUGUCGCGGCGGACGCAAACCCCACGAGCUCCGCGGCGCACAACCUCCGUGAGACGGCAACAACAACAGCAGCAACAAACCCCACGGUCUGCCCGCACUCCGCGUGCUGGCUCCGCUUCCGUCGGAGCGCCUAUGCUGGUCAUCACGCCCGGCGGCCGCCGUCGGCUUGUGCAGCCGGAGAGGCUCUGA
This is a messenger RNA of Trypanosoma grayi, 474 nucleotides long. RefSeq lists its product as hypothetical. Bases 1 to 474 code for a protein of 157 amino acids. NCBI's taxonomy places the organism in Eukaryota, Euglenozoa, Kinetoplastea, Trypanosomatida, Trypanosomatidae. The transcript has a single exon. The record is from RefSeq and is a predicted model, not a curated record.